This is a messenger RNA of Chenopodium quinoa (quinoa), 1053 nucleotides long. RefSeq lists its product as uncharacterized. The coding region runs from base 1 to 1053 and encodes 350 amino acids. The record is from RefSeq and is a predicted model, not a curated record. The transcript has 2 exons. NCBI's taxonomy places the organism in Eukaryota, Viridiplantae, Streptophyta, Magnoliopsida, Caryophyllales, Amaranthaceae.
AUGGCAGAGGAAAUCACCAAUCUCUAUACUCAAUUGGAUAUCCGUGACGAUGAAAAGAAGCCUAUUGACCUAGGAACCCUUCCUGUUGGCGAAGAGGAAAAUAACCUAUCGCUAAUGCUGGUUGGAAAAUUGCUUACACAGAGAUCUUACAACAUCGAGGUGUUCAAAAAGACUAUGACUACUCCGAUUCAUGGCCUUGCUAUUAGGGUUCUUAGCCCUAAUCUCUAUGCUUUUCAAUUCUUCCAUUGGAAAGAUUAUGAAAAGGUCUUGAAAGGACGACCAUUGUGUUUCGAUAAUAUGCUUGUCCUCUUGAAAGGGAUUGAUGGAGACGAGCAACCGGAAGAUGUCAUUCUCAGGAAUUCUCCCUUUUGGGUUCGUAUCAAAAAUCUUCCCUUUAAUUGCCGAACUGAUGCGCAUGUUAGAGCUAUUUUAGAGGGUAUGGGAGAAAUUCUUGAAAUGGAAGAUGAUAUUCUUGGUAUUGGGCGUUACCGAAGAGUCAAAAUAAUGCUUGAUACAUCUAAGCCCUUGAGGCGCUUCCAGAUGAUCAAGGAUCGUCAAGGCCGAGAAUUACAGGUUAACUUGGCCUAUGAAAGGCUUCCAUUUUUCUUUUUUGCUUGUGGCAUAAUGGGACAUGCCGAGCGAGAUUGCCAUAAUGUUGAGGAAGAGAAAAAACAAGAACAAUUGGGCUGGGGAAUGAACCUUAAAGCUACUCUUAGAAAGGGCUUGCUGAAGGAAUUAGAAGAGUUGGAGAACCUUAAGGCGAACAUGAAGUUAUCUUUCACACCUAAACCCCAUCAGGAAGAGAGGGGAGAGAGAAGGAAUAGCAAUGCAAGUGAUCAUCUGGGCAGUGAACAGAUUACACCAUCAGAAACUCGAAUCAUAGCCCCUCCUCCUACAUCUCAGUCAUCAGCCCCUAUAGUGUUGGAGGAACAAGUCUAUGUUUUUGGUGAUCACGAAACAUCUAAUUCUUCACAAAAUGUGGAGCAGAUAAAAAUUCAGUCCUCGAAUUCUAUACGGGCUACAUCAAUAGGGGGCGUACUUGGAAGAGAGUAG